AUGAAACAAGGCACCCAGUGGCAGGAGUAUAGAGAUCUGGUAGCGUCUGUGGUUAUGGUGUGCCCAAACUUGGAGCGCCUGUUGGGCUUGUCUAUCCCGUAUCACCAUGAAUUCGAUCGCCUGACCCAUGCUUUAUCGACCCGCAAGAAGCUCAAAGAGCACACAUGGGUUUUGGGUGAGGCCGCCGAACCAUCGGAGCCAUCCCCGCGCGACGACUCCUGUCCUGGGAGCCUUGGUCCUUCCCAGAUGUUCGAGUUUCUGAAUUACCACACCUCGUGGACAAAUCUGGAGACACUAAUGCUUUAUGGAUUGAAUGGAAAUGGCGCACUGGAGCCUAGCAUCUCACUGCGCAUGUUCAAUCUUCUUCCCUCAUUGCGCAACCUUUGCAUUACCUCCUUUAACAAAGACUCCUUCGAUAAUAGCACGUUGAUGUGUCUGCCACCCUUGGAGUCAUUAAGGUUGGAGAACCUGUCCGGGGUUACAGAUGCUGGCCUCUCCCAAUAUACCUCACGACCUGAAUCCCGCUCCCUCAAGACACUCGUCUUGGUCGAGCAGAAUAUCGAGUCACUACUAGUCAUUUCCAAGAUGCUCGCGUCACUACGACAACUUGAACGGUUCAAGAUAGUCCAGACCGAAAAGUGCCCAACUUUGCCAGAUGAACAUAUGAUCUUCCAGCCUGUCCUGGCCUCAUCAACUCUUAAAUAUCUCCACUGGGAUGUAGCAUGCCCAGACCCAGGCACAGCUCUCACCCAGCUUGAUACCCUUCCCUUCCAGAAAUCCAAAAAGCCCUCCAAUACCCCGAACUCCCAUCUUGCCCAAAGCAUCCUCUCCGCUGGUUUCCCCCAAUUGGAAACCCUCCGCGCACCCUGCGACGUGGAGCCCCCAGGUGCGCUCCAGGCUGUCUGCCGACCUAUACUAAAGGGCCAGGCCUUACUUCGACCAGACCGGUACAGCUUGCCUCGCAGCUCCCACGGUUCCGUGAAUACUCGACCGCUCGCUCUGCCAGCGGGGAAUAACCUGACCUCAGCUCGUAUCCGCGCCCAGACGUUUAUUGACAUGGCCGCCAAGGACACCGAGGCCGGCAUGCGAGUUUUGAUCCAAGAUUACUCGGACGCGUAUGUGCCGGACAAUGCGCAGAAUUCCCAAUUCGAGGACGAGCCCGAACAGGAAAUGGACGACUACGGAAUCUGGGCUGCCUGCGAGCGGUUCAAACACGAGGACAAUGACCAUAGCGGUCCCAAAACGGUCCACGAGUUCCGCAUGCCGACCAUGAUGGGCCGUAGUGGUUGCCGGGAUCCGGUGACGGGCGCAUCUAUUCCUCACUUCCUCCUCCGUCCUGAUAUCACCGGCCAGGAAUUGGACGGUGGCUUGAUUGGGUGGAAGCAACUGCUAGCCUCCAACCAGUCACUGUCAUAUGCCGCCGGAGUGGGCGUCAACUGCUUUGGCAGCGGAAGCCCUUCUAUCCCACCUCCAGAGGAGCCCAUGUCGCCUGCAUCCACCAUUUCUAGGUUCGGCUGGGGAAGCUUGAGUGGGCGGUCUGUCAUGGGUACGUCUCCACCCACACCCACAACACCACUCACGCCUAUAAGUAGUGCGAUGGGCUCGGCCUUGCCUUGGGAGAAGGAUACCUGUACUGGAACCUGGAACCACAAAGCAGGCCGGGACUGGUGGUUCCAUAUGGAGCGUGAUCGUCCGGGCAACUCGGAGCUCAUCGACGUUAAACAACUUUUCUAA
Penicillium griseofulvum is the source of this 1734-nucleotide messenger RNA. RefSeq lists its product as uncharacterized. The transcript has a single exon. Bases 1 to 1734 code for a protein of 577 amino acids. The record is from RefSeq and is a predicted model, not a curated record. Lineage: Eukaryota; Fungi; Ascomycota; Eurotiomycetes; Eurotiales; Aspergillaceae.